AUGGAGACCAAACCAGUGAUAACCUUUCUCAAAACCCUCCUCAUCGUUUACUCCUUCGUGUUUUGGUAUGUAAUGUUCUUGUCCCUGGUGUUCCUCGCUGAGUUGGUGGCUGGGAUCUCUGGCUUUGUUUUUCGUCAUGAGAUAAAAGGUACCUUCCUGAGGACGUAUACUGACGCUGUGUUGAAUUAUGAUGCUGAGGAUGAGAAGAGCCUGGCUGUGGACAACGUCCAAAGCAGCCUGCGUUGCUGUGGGGUGAACAACUACACCAGCUGGUUGGGCAGUGUGUACUACCCUGCUAACGGCUUUCCCCUGAGCUGCUGCUCCAACUCCUCUGACUGCAGCCCUCAGGACCUCCGCAACACCACCAUAAACCACACCAAGGUCUACCAGCAGGGCUGUUAUGAACUGGUAACCUCCUUCCUUGAGACCAACAUGGCCAUCAUCGCGGGAGUAACAUUUGGAAUUGCCUUCUCACAGGUGAGAUAG
This is a messenger RNA of Salvelinus sp. IW2-2015, 486 nucleotides long. RefSeq names its product tetraspanin-7. Gene Ontology annotation, cellular component: plasma membrane. The record is from RefSeq and is a predicted model, not a curated record. The transcript has 5 exons. Lineage: Eukaryota; Metazoa; Chordata; Actinopteri; Salmoniformes; Salmonidae. The coding region runs from base 1 to 486 and encodes 161 amino acids.